Molecule: messenger RNA, 5644 nt
Organism: Mya arenaria
Lineage: Eukaryota; Metazoa; Mollusca; Bivalvia; Myida; Myidae
Product: WD repeat-containing protein 91-like
Exons: 18
Coding region: 13-2628 (871 amino acids)
Biological process (GO): early endosome to late endosome transport
Cellular component (GO): early endosome membrane; late endosome membrane; extrinsic component of endosome membrane
Molecular function (GO): protein binding; phosphatidylinositol 3-kinase regulator activity
Source: RefSeq, a predicted model, not a curated record
AUUAAACUCAAAAUGGCGACCUCCUGUGGGAGGGUCGAUGAAUUAGUUAAAGAUUAUUUAUUAUAUAGAGGGUUAUCUUCCACAUUAAAGUCGUUGGAAUUUGAGCUGAAAAAUGAAAAAGAAAAAGCAUUCCGAGUUGAUAAAAUUAUUGACCAACUUCAGAGCUGCAUCAGCACAUAUGAUCUUUCAAACCUGAGGGACUAUUGGAAUUUUCUGAAUGCUAGGCUGUUUGCACGCCUAGAACAAAGGUACAUGGUGAGUGUUCGGAAGCUGGAAGUGGGACUUCUUAAACUGUACCUUAUCAAUGCUGCCCACAGCAACAAGCAGGACAAGAUACUUGACUUCUUUGAACGCAUGACGGAGCUCCUCCAGUCACAACCAGAGUUUAAGGAAUGGUUUGCUUUCCCGUUUGUCCGUAACCCCCGGGAAAACCCCAACUUUGCCCUGUACUUCUCUCAGCAAUGGCAAGACACGUUCUACCUGUCUCUACACAACUUCCUCAGUGUGAUUCUACAAGCCAUGCCCGGACCUGUGCUAAUGAGUUUUGAAGGUGAGUUGCGCAGAAUGAAGGAACUACAAGCAGAGAAUGAUAAACUCAAGGCACAGAUCCAAGAGUUAGGCAAGAAGCCUAAUGUCACACCAGAGUUGAGUGAUUCAUCAUUCCUUGAGAGGAGCCACAUGGAACUAGCCUAUGAUUUCUCCUCACUUGGAGAAGAAACAGCCAUCCAAGAGCCAGUGAACAAAUCUCCAAGGAAGUUUCCAUUCACGUCUUCCCCGCUGAGCAUUGGGAAAAAGUCUGACAAGGCCCCACCCCUGCCAGUCAAGAAAAAAGAUGACAACAUGAAAAUGACUGCCAUGCAGUCAAAGGAAAAAUCACAAUCAAGAGCUUCAAAAUUGUUACCUACAAUAAGGCAAAAAUCAAAAACAAUAUCAGGACAAUCAGGAAGUCCGGAUUUGUCAGCCAAUAGGAUGUUAGAUGCAUCAGCCAAUCACAGUGGAGGAGAGGCUACUGGAAUUACCAAUCAAAAUAUGUUGAAAAAGAGACUUGAAGAUGCUAGUCAGAAGAGAAAGGAAUUGCUCGAAAAUAACUCAUCUAAACACAAAGAAGAAAGGAGGUCAGAGUCUUCAGUGGCAUACAACCGGUCAGUUUCAGAGAAUACUUCUAUUGGCCAUUCUCCUCGAGCUCUCCGGAAGUCAGCUAAAAGCUUGAGUGAGACUAAGACUCAGAGUUUGUCUUUUUCUUCACCUCCAAAGUCUAUCACUGAGGUGCCACAUCAAGGUCAAGGUCAUCAGUCAGUUGCCAUGGAUACAACAAACUCUACAACUGAAAAGCAGGGAAACACAGUGUCUGAGAAAGCCAGGGAGCUGCAAACUUUCCCACCAAUUACUGGUACCCAUCAACAAGAAGCGUUCCAUGGCAGUGCAGGGCCAAAUCAGGAGUUAAAAGCUGAAGCUGAGAGCCAGGAAAGGAAUUUAGAAAGUUUAGAAACAGGGAACCAGAUUACCAAGGAAGUGGAGGAGACUGCUAUUGCUGAAGAAAAAGACACAGUGUCAGAGCCUGUCUCUGAGGCAGGUCAAGAAAAACCUUUCCUUCUCCUAAGUCAAGACGAGUAUAAUGAGCACCGGUCAGCCAUAUCAUAUGCCAGGUUCAGUAACAGUGGUCAGUACAUUGCCAGUGUGGACGUAGAUGGAGUGGUCAAAGUGUGGACAUGGAGUCCUGAGGCCAACACUGCGGCCACUGUGAUGUCCAAGUCUGCCUUCCUCUCUCUGGAGUGGGCCAGCAAGUCUGACCGAUGGUUACUGUUGGGCAACCGGUCAGGGAACAUCAGGCUGUUUGACGUUAAAGAGAUGAAGUCUUUCUACGAGGCAACUGCUGAUGCCAGCUUUCCUAGGAUUGUAGGUUUGUGUUCCAACCCGUGCACCCCUGGGUUUGUGUGUUCAGCCAGCACGGGGCGGGGCAGGAGUGGGUCCAUAGGGCCUGAUACAGGCCCCAGCAGGGAUAACAAGAUAGGCAGACUCACACUGUGGGAUCUGAAAACCAUGAAAGUAGAGCGAAUCCUGCCCAUUGAGCCAGGUCCAAUAGGAAUAACAAGCUGUAGAUACAACCAUAAUGGCCAGCUACUGAUUGCUGGAGGAGUGGACGGGAUCAUCAGACAAUAUGAUGUGAAUAAGCAGAAGUGUGUAAGCCAGUGGCGGGCCUCUAGCGGGGAGUUGAGACAGGUGCUCUACUCCGCAGACUUUACCUCAUGUUACAGUCUUGCCAUGGAUGGAACACUAUCAGAAUGGAGCCUCCACAAGACGGGCCAGAAGAUCCGUGACUUGCCUCUCCAUGCUGGUGCAGUGUCAGACUUCUCUGCCCUUGAGGCGUUGGGAAACAAGGAGAUUCCCAUGGGUAAACUUCUCGCAUUUGACUCUGACGGGAAAUACUUGCUGGGAUGCAGAGAAUCAAACUCUGAGAUAUAUCAGAUGCUGAAGUCAGAGACUGGUAUGAGGCACUUCAUGACAUUGAAAGGUCACCAGUCAUCCCUGGUUACGACCUUGGACUGGUCGCCAAACAUGGAUACCAAAAUCUGCCUGGCUGGCACCCACUGUGGCAGUGUAGUUGUGUCUACACUACUUUCACAAUGAGUAGAAUGGUUACCUGUGUAUGCUGUUUUCUAUGUGAAAUUGUGUAACACUGUCCACUUUUUUUUCAAAAAAUACAGGAGUAAAUCUGUUUUUUGUUCAUUGAGUGGAACUUUGAUAAUGUAUUUUCCAAACAAGUUAAUACAAAUAAGUUGAUAGGGACAUGUCCAGUAGCUAAAGUACACAAGUCAAAGCAAGAUGAGACUGUACUCAGUCUUGUAGUGCUGUACUGUGCUUCAGGACAAGAUUGAGUUGACACAGUGUGUGUAUUUUAUUGCUUAUGGAUUGUUAUCAUUAUUUGGAGUGAUUGUUUGUUUGUUUCAAAUUGUGAUGUUAAAUAAUGAAAUGUUUCAUAAUGAAAUGUUUCAUGCUAUUUUGUAUAAAUCAGGGUCAGUUGCAAUGAUAAAUUUGUUUUUAGGGUUAUUUUCCACGUGGUCAAGGCAUGCACACCAUUUGUAAAAGCUCUUAUUUAAGUUUGUUUUAAAAAAAUCUUCAAUUGUUUAUUUAUCACAAAAUGUUUCAUCUUAAAGCUGCACUCUCACAGAUUGAUUGUUUUGACAAUCUUUUUAUUUUUUGUCUUGGAAUGAGCAUUUUUUGUUUGAAGGUCUGGAAACAAGUGAUAAAAGACUGCUGACAAUAGAACAGACCACAGUUUUCAUAUUUAUGUCUCCCCCUCUCUGGGGGAGACAUAUUGUUUUUGCCCUGUCCGGUAGUCCGUCAGUCCGUCCGUACGUCACACUUCGUUUCCGAUCGAUAACUGGAAAACCGCAUGACCUAGGAUCACCAAACUUGGUAGGGAGGUUGGUCGUGAGGUGUAGAGGAUCCCUAUUGUUUUUGGGGUCACUAGGUCAAAGGUCAAGGCGACCCCCAAUAUAAAAAACAUUUCCGCUCAAUAUCUUGAGAAUGGUUUGACCUAGGUUCACCAAACUUGGUAGGGAGGUUGGUCAUGAGGUGUAGAGGAUCCCUAUUGUUUUUGGGGUCACUAGGUCAAAGGUCAAGGUCGCGGCGACCCCCAAUAUAAAAAACAUUUCUGCUCAAAAUCUUGAGAACGGUUUGACCUAGGUUCACCAAACUUGGUAGGGAGGUUGGUCAUGAGGUGUAGAGGAUCCCUAUUGUUUUUGGGGUCACUAGGUCAAAGGUCAAGGUCGCGGCGACCCCCAAUAUAAAAAACAUUUCUGCUCAAAAUCUUGAGAACGGUUUGACCUAGGUUCACCAAACUUGGUAGGGAGGUUGGUCAUGAGGUGUAGAAGAUCCCUAUUGUUUUUGGGGUCACUAGGUCAAAGGUCAAGGUCGCGGCGACCCCCAAUGUAAAAAACAUUUCCGCUCAAUAUCUUGAGAAUGGUUUGACCUAGGUUCACCAAACUUGGUAGGGAGGUUGAUCAUGAGGUUUAGAAAACUCCUAUAUUUUGGGGGGUCACAAGGUCAAAGGUCAACGUCGCUGUGACCUCUAAUGUAAAAAAAUAUUUCCGUGCAAUAUCAGGAGAAUGCUUUGAUCUAGUUACAUUUUAUACCAGUUUGAUUGAUUGGAAGAACUGAUAAGAUGUCAUAGUAUAGCCAUGGACAGGAUUCUGUGUUUAUAAAAAAAAGUCUCCUUAAAGCUUCAACUGAAUUUAUUAUGUCUCCCCAAUUAAUGGGGAGACAUAUUGUUUUUGCCCUGUCCGUCAGUACAUCCGUCACACUUCGUUUCUGCUCAAUAACUAAAGAACGCUUGCACUCAGGAACUUUAUACUUGGUAUGCUAGUUGGUCAUGACUAGUAGAUGACCCCUAUUGAUUUUGAGAUCAAUAGGUCAAAGGUCAAGGUCGCAGUAGAUAUUCACUAUUUAAUACAGGUGAAUAAACCAAACUUCACUGUUGGUUUGUCUCCUGUCCAUAAUUACAAAUUUCAUGUCCAUCUUUUUUUUUCUCAGAUACGACCACACAAUAGGGGAGACAAGCGCUUUUUCAAAAAAGUAAUCUCUAGUUAUGUUCAAAAUUGAGGUUAUAUGGCUAAAAGCAUGACUAACGCUGUAAGAAAAAAUCCUUUUUCGACAGUUUUCCAUGCAAUUGAGUUCUGUUCUAUUGUACAAUUUUUAACUUAUUUACUGUGAAAUAUGCUGUCAUACUGACCGAGAAGAUAGCCAAGGUCAAUAAUGAUUUUGCGAUAAAUAUGAGCUGCAUAUUUUACAGCUGAUAAGUAAAUAACUGUUUUAUUACAUUUACCACAUAAUAUGUUAUGACAUCAUAUGCUAAACUGUCAGGUCUUUAAACAAACAAGUCAAUAUGGCAUUUUAAAGUGAUUUUUCCAGCUUUAUUAUGCCGUCAUAUAAUAAACUUUCCAGUCUAUAAAAAGACCAAAGGUCAAAGAUGGCACUUUAUUUUGUCUACAAAAAUUGCUCUUUGUCCAAUCAUGGAUGGUUUAUUUUUAGAUUAUGUGAUAUUUCACAUUGCUUCCUGAAAUGUCAUUUAUUUAAAACACCCAAUUAAGCUAUGAAAGCAAAUGUGUGUCCAAUGGGCCAGAAUCCCAUGCUGCAUGUCAUAAUGUAAAAGCUUGUAUUUAAUAGAUAUUCAAUACAUUCCUUCUUAAAGAAUAUAUUUGAAUACAUAAGUUGUCAACAUGUCUUCAUUCCGAGAUUUUUAACUGCUUUGAGGAUGUAACGUAUAUCACAGUUAUAUUUAUGUGUCAAAUAACUGAGAAACAUUGCAUGAUAUCGAUGAAUAGCUUAAUGUUGUAUUAAAUACAAAAAAUUUGUAUUAUUCAGUUUAUUUUUGUAUUAUUCAGUUUAUUUUUUCUGCUCGUAUAUUUUCCAUGUGUUGUUGAGUUACCGUAUCUGUAUGAAAAUAUUGAAAAUGUUACUUUGAUGAUAAAUAAAGUUUAAUAAGGAGACGUUGGGUUUCAGACUGGGCAAUCUUUACUCGUCCCAGCCAAAUAACUGUUAAUUAUGAUAUUCAAGGGACCAUUGCAAUGAAAUAUAUUUCUGUAUAGUAACAUAAUUGACUUCGUUAAAUUGUAUUCAUUAUUCAAAUAAAUCAUUAAGAUGA